AUGCCAAAGUACACCUGCACACCUGAGCAAAGCCACUCCUUUCUCAGGACACAUCAGAGAUGGUUGAGGACUGGAGAAAGGAAAACGCACUGAAACCUGAUUUAAUAUAUUACAGCUCCAUUCAGAUCAACCCAGGUUUUGUUUGGGAGGAUUUCUGAGGUUUUAGCUAUCGUUGUUUUUUCUUUGUCUGUGUGUUGUUUCGCUUUUGUGCCGGGUAUCCAUCUCUUCAGAAUUGAAAACCAGGCACACGGAGUACACCUUGUGACCCACACACCAGAUGAACAUGUGGUCUGUGAAUGUUAUAAUCCUAUUCCUGUUCUUCUAUGAAUGUCUUUCCACUGGCAUUGGAAAUGUGAGGUUUGACUCCAGGAACUUUCGUAAUGUACUCCGCUGGAAUGCAGUAGAGCCUGUGUUUCCUAACCAAAGUGUGCUCUAUAGCGUUGAGUACUGGAGUGAUGCCAAAGACCAGUCGUUCCAGGUAAAAAAGGAGUGCCAGAACAUCACUGGUCUGUUCUGCGACCUGACUGCGGAAACCCCAUCAGUUCACGAUGUUUACUACCAAGCUAAGGUGUCUGUUAACGGGCAGUCAAUCGGCCGCACCACCACGUUUAGACCUCUGGCUGACACUGUUCUCGGUGGAGCCAAUUUGUCUGUAUACACAACACCAUCGUCCCUGCAUGUUAACGUCACCCUGCCUUUGGGACCAGACGGAGUCUCCAUCAAGGAUAUCAUUAUUGGCAGCAAAAAUGCGUCCGCCCAAACUAUACCUAUUUAUAUCUUGACACUCACACAACCAAAGUGGGCUGCCCAGGAGAUUGAAAGCACAACUGGCCACUUCGUCAUCAACUUCAAGAACAACGACGCAGAGUACUGCGGCGAAGUGGUCUACAUGCUGUCCACUGAACGGGGUCGCCCAAAGAGUGAGAAUAGCCCGUUCUGCGUCACGCUGAAAGACGAUCCUAGGGUGCUGUUGCGAUGGGCUCUCAUGAGUGGUGCUGCCGUGGCAGCCUUUGUCCUUGUAUCGGUUGUGUGUAUAUGCAAAUAUGUGAAGGGUGGGAAACCGAAGAGCAAGCCACAAGCCCUGGAUGAACGUUUUGUAACCCAUAAAGUGCUGCAUCCUGGAGAUAACCUCUGCAUCAUGUCCAAAGCAGAGCUCUGCACUCACAUGGAGAAAACUGUUUAUGCCACAAUCUUGCAGAGGCCAACUGUUCCCACAGUUAGGCCUGGAGGAUACUCCCCCCAGGAAACGCCGCCCGGCCACACAUGGGACAGCAGCACUGGCUCCUCUGUAGACACAAGUACGCGUGGUACAGGUUUCAAUCACAACGACACGAGUGGGCAGUCCUCUGACGUUUACGGCGAAGUGGUUGUCCACGUCUCAACUGAAGAGGAUGAAAGUGUUAAGCAGGGUCCCGCUGAAGAUGGACAAACCAGUCAUCAACUCUUUUCUUCAAACGGACCCUUUUCCUCCUGGGUGAAAGGUGGAAAGCUGAUUGGAACACUGCCUGAUUUCGAUGCUUAUGAGAGCAAGCCAGACGAGCCACUUCUGCUGAAAACGGAGCGGAACCGCCACGGAGAACUCACAUUGCCUUUUCUCACGUUGCAGUUGCAGAGCUGCACCGAUGACGGCAAAUCACCAGUGAACCCAGAAACAAGACCCCUUUUAUCUGACGUCAUGUUCUCUACUGACAGGCUGUGUUUGGCAUCCUUACAGAGAUUAGACAGUUGCGACGGGUCAGACUCUGGGUGUGAUGGUAGCAUUAUAAACACACCGACCCCCCCGUACUGCAACACACAUUACUUUCCGUCUAAACUAGUUCCUGAUUUUCAGCACAGCACCACUUCAAGUGAAUCGACGUCUGAAUCAGGUUACAAACAAAACUGGAUGCCUCCCGUUCAUUGUGGACACGCACUCAUAGACAGCUGUAAUUACAGGAGGACAAACUGGACUGAUGUGCACAAAACGGACGAGGAAGGUGAGGAAGAUGAAGGCAGAGGAGAAGAGGAAAGAUUCUUCUCGGAGUCUGGACAUUACACAUUCAAGAACAGUUUUCCACUUAAUGUUUCAGAUCCAAAAAUAGAAAUGUCCCAUUUUGGUCCUUAAAUACUGGUAACCUUGGUGCCAUUUUACUUAAACAAGGGGAGUGACAGAUAGAACUCAGGUAGACAGAUGGCUUUGCUAUCUCUCCCCGCACCACCUGCAACUCAGUGAAACUACCUUUGAAAAGAGGCAUAGUAAAAGAGUAUUCUGAGCCACAUUUUGCAACCACUUCAGCACCUUAAAGUACAUUUCAGUCCUAGAUGUGAUAUGUUAGAUUUCUUAUGUUUGUAUUUAUGAAUCCACAGUUGUAAAACAUGUAAAAAAAUGAGAAUGAACCACCACUUUGUAACAUCUCUGUUUACGGUGUCAGGCCUUUUGACAAAAUAAUCACACUUUUACAAGCGGGAGCUUUGUGUUUUAGGGGAUGUUUAAAUGUUGAAUUUAACCUCCAUGCGCCAUGUUUUUAUCAUUUGUGCCUAAGUGGCUCAUAGAGAAAACAUAGCAGCUGCCAUUUUAAGUAAAAGCACGUUACAGCAAAGUGCCCAUAACCUUUGCCACACAUUGGCAGCACGUGCAUUUAUGUGUCAUCGCUAUGACAACAAAUUGUUGUAACUUAUUACACUCGCUGAAUACACAAAUCCAGUCUGGUCACUUUUAAGUUACAAUGUGGAUAGUCAACCCGAAAGAUUAGAUAUGGAAACACACCUGAUUGCAUUGUGACUGAAAAAAGCUGCAGACAAAGUCCAACACCUAUCACCACAUUCUGUUUGAGGAACAUCUACGGACAAUGACUGAACAUCUGCCUACAAAAGAUUGUGUUCCUACUUCUGUGCUCAUCUAUAUGUGUCAGUAUUAUCAAUGUCGUGUGCCAUUCGUUGAAUGAUUGCAUCUGUACAUGAAAAAGCAAAUGUUUAUUUCUUUUCUCACUCACAGUUCACAAACUCAUUUUGUUCUCAAUGUUUGCUGUUCUUUCAGCCAAGGUAAAUGCUUUGCGUUAAAUAUAUUAGAAGCUGGGGUCAUUGUACAAUUGAAACCACACUGAUAACAGCUAGCUCUUAACAGCUUGUGCCUAAUCUUUUAUACACAGCCGUAAAGCAAUAAUGUCAGCGGUGACGUGGGUCAGUUAUAGACACCUUGUACAGCGAGCCACAGAUGGACUGAACGUCUUUAUCUGAGAAAUGAAUGCACUCGUGAAUGCUUUCUUCAUUCUGUAUUUACAGCUUGUGGAUUUCUUCUGUGUGUUUAUGUUGGGAAGUUCAUGCUGGAAAGGUUGAGUUGUUUUCUGAGAUAAGACAUUAAACCAGUUGUGAUAUUG
Messenger RNA from Mugil cephalus (flathead mullet), 3356 nucleotides. RefSeq names its product interferon lambda receptor 1 (gene ifnlr1). The transcript has 7 exons. NCBI's taxonomy places the organism in Eukaryota, Metazoa, Chordata, Actinopteri, Mugiliformes, Mugilidae. The record is from RefSeq and is a predicted model, not a curated record. Bases 278 to 2104 code for a protein of 608 amino acids. Gene Ontology annotation, molecular function: protein binding.